Molecule: messenger RNA, 6215 nt
Organism: Lecanosticta acicola
Lineage: Eukaryota; Fungi; Ascomycota; Dothideomycetes; Mycosphaerellales; Mycosphaerellaceae
Source: the annotation of a GenBank genome assembly
AUGAGCUCGGACCCGCACACUCAUGCUACGCCGACCUCUGACGAUUCUGCCAGCGAGCACGAAGGACACGACACCAUUGCAUACCAGGUCGAGAGGUGCAUGCGGCAUCUCAUCUACACACUCAAUCGUCGUGUCCUCGAUGCACAUGGUCCGUUCUGGUCUGGAAGAAUACACCCCAAGUUCCGUGCAGUCGCCAUACAUCCCUAUGAAUCCAAAUUUGAAGAAUGGAUAGCACAUCUCAAUGGCCUCGCCGUAAGACAUCCCACAUAUUACGUGCGAGUCGCCAAUAUGACUACCGACGUCUUCGCCUCGGACGGAUAUGCUAGGACAUUUACAGAGUUCGAGGCGACGGGGAUACCAGAAGGCGUGUCCAAGCGAAGUGUUACAAUAAAUGAGUUUCAUCUGUAUAACGGGAAAUGGCAGUGGUACUCAGGCCAGGCUAUGGACAGCCAUGCAAUGGGCCAAACCACAGAAGUAGAUUUGCAAAUGCAAGGAGUGUACGAAUAGCGGAGGAGUUUGCGAAAGACUCAACUCUUUUCACACCCGUAAAUAUUGUGCUCACAGCCAGGUGUUUCGCGGCACGAGUUGGGAUGGUGUUUUACUAUGUUCGGAGAAUAACGCUGAUGGUGAAUGAGGUCAAGGAUGCAAAUCAUAUGGCUAAGGCCGCACUACCGCAUGUAACUGUUCUGAAACCUAUUUCUCCCGAUCAAAACGAUGUGGGAUGUAAGUGAACACAGGUGGGAUGUUGCCUGAGGCAGUCUUGCAUGGACCCUGCACCAAAACACGCUUGUUGCUCCGCAACUGCAACUGCAACAACAACAUCGUGAGCUUCCCGAACACCGGAGACUUCUCUGUUUGAAUACUUAACUGCGACACCAGUGGUAGACGCGCUCUUGCCUCAAGCAGUCGCCGGGCUGUCGAACCUGAUGACGGGACAGCGACUCGAUUAGAUUAUCGCGACUUACUAACCAAACACAGCGCGUUCGCGUCCACCCAAGCGGGACAUGGACGAUUCCAUCGAUGAUGGCUCCGCCUUUGAGAUGGAUGCCUCAAGCGACUUCGAGCCUCAAGCCAAGCCGGCACGUCAUACUUCACCUAGGCAGCAGUCUUCACAUGCUAACGAGUAUUGACAGAAAGCCAAAGCCCCUGCAAAGAAAGCCGCCGCACCUAAACCAAAAGCUACAAAACAAACCACUCUGAAGACUACAAAAGCCGCGCCAAAGGCUAAGGCAGCACCAAAGCCCAAGAAGCGCGCGAAACCGGACUCAGACGAGGAGAACACAGAUCUUGACGGCGAAUCGAACAACGACGACUCCUUGCUCUCCAACACACCACCGUCUGCGAAGAAGCAAAAGAAGGCACCGGCGCCCAAGAAAGCGGCAGGCAAGCCGCUGGCUGAGCUAGAAAACGAGAGUUUCAACAUGGACGUGCCAGUGGAGAAGCCGACCUCGAAGAAGGGCACUUCGACGGAACAGUAUCAGAAGCUCACACAACUCGAGCACAUCCUGAAGCGUCCGGAUACAUAUAUCGGCUCAGUAGAGAGCACUACUGAACAGAUGUGGGUCUACAACUCUCAGACUGAGUCCAUGGAAUAUCGCAAGGUCAGCUUCGUGCCGGGUCUCUACAAGAUCUUCGACGAGAUUCUCGUGAACGCGGCAGACAAUAAGCAGCGCGACAAGAACAUGAAUGAGAUGCGCGUUUGGGUGAAUGCUGAAAAGGGCGUGAUUGCGGUCAAGAACAACGGGCGCGGUAUCCCGAUCGAGAUGCACGAGAAAGAGGGCAUCUACAUUCCGGAGAUGAUUUUCGGCCAUCUGUUGACCUCUUCGAACUACGACGAUGACGAAGCCAAGGUCACCGGUGGGCGGAAUGGCUAUGGCGCCAAGCUCACAAAUAUCUACAGCACCCAGUUUCAGCUGGAGACUGUGGACUCCAAAACAAAGCAGAAAUACAGUCAGACUUGGCGAAAGAACAUGAGCAUUAUGGAGAAGGCCAAAAUCGAGAAGGCCAAGGGCUCCGACGACUAUACUCUGAUCACUUUCAUGCCGGACUUCAACAAGUUCGGAAUGGACAAGAUGGAUGAGGAUUUCGAGGCUCUUGUGAAGCGACGAGUGUACGACAUGGCUGGAACGGCAAAGGGUGUGAAGGUCUACCUUAAUGGGGAGCGCAUCAAGAUCAGCAAGUUCAAGCAAUACAUGGAGAUGUAUACGAAGGCCAUCAAGAGCGAGAACCUGGCCAAUGACGGCACCGCGCCUGAGCAAGUCAUCUUGACCGACAAUCCGCACGAGCGUUGGGAGAUUGGAUUUGCUGUGUCAGACGGCUCUUUCCAACAGGUGUCAUUCGUCAACUCGAUCGCGACCUCGUCUGGUGGCACCCAUGUCAACUACAUCGCCGAUCAAAUUUGCGACAAGCUUGAGGAGAUCGUGAACAAGAAGAACAAGGGAGGCGUCAAGCUCAAGAAGGCGCAAAUUCGGAAUCACAUCUUCCUCUUCGUCAACUGCUUGAUCGUCAAUCCGGCAUUCACAUCCCAAACCAAAGAGCAGCUUACGACAAAGGUCAGCGCCUUUGGCAGCAAGCCACAGGUCACGGAGAAGUUCCUGAAGGAUAUCGCCAAGACCGAGGCCGUCAACAACAUCAUUCAUUUUGCACAGCAGAAGGCCGACAAGGUACUCGCAAAGUCCGAUGGAGGCCGUCGCCAGCGCAUGAACAACUCGAAGCUCACGGACGCCAACAAGGCUGGUACAGCUCACGGCCACCAAUGCACCUUGAUUCUGACAGAGGGUGACUCGGCAUCUUUGCUUGCCCUGGCUGGACGCGCCGUGGUCAAUCCCGAUCUAUUCGGUGUCUUUCCCCUGCGCGGUAAGAUCCUGAACGUCCGCGAUGCUUCGAUCGACCAGAUCUCCAAGAACCAGGAGAUCCAGAACAUCAAGAAGUUCAUUGGACUGCAGCACAAGAAAGAAUACACUACCACCAAGGGUCUUCGCUAUGGACACAUCAUGAUCAUGACCGAUCAAGAUCAUGACGGUUCUCACAUCAAGGGCCUCUUGAUCAACUUCUUGCAGGUCCAGUUUCCCUCGCUGCUCAAGCUUGAAGGUUUCCUCAUGGAGUUCAUCACGCCCAUUGUGAAGGUUUGGAAGGGCGAUCCGAAGAAUCCGAAGGCUAAGAAGGACUUCUUCACUAUGCCCGAGUAUGAGGCUUGGAGACAGGAUCCCGGCAAUCAGCGAGGAUGGGAGCACAAGUACUACAAGGGUCUGGGAACAUCGGAUACUAGAGACGCCCAGAUUUACUUUGCCGACCUUGACAGGCAUCUGAAGGAAUUCCACGAAAUGCAAGAGCACGAACCAGAGCUGAUUGACCUUGCAUUCUCAAAGAAGAAGGCCGAUGCACGAAAGACCUGGCUUGGUAACUUCACUCCUGGUACCUACCUCGACAUGUCUGGCACGGGUAGAAUCACUUACGACGACUUUAUCAACAAAGAGCUGAUCUUGUUCUCGAUGGCGGACAACAUGCGUUCGAUUCCUUCGGUCGUCGAUGGUCUGAAGCCAGGACAGCGCAAAGUAUUGUACACUUGCUUCCGGCGGAAUCUCAAGAAGGACGUCAAAGUCGUCGAGCUGGCUGGUUCGGUUUCUGGCCUCACUGCUUACGCCUACGGCGAUACCUCACUACAACAAACCAUUGUUGGGCUUGCGCAGAACUUUGUUGGAUCGAACAACAUGAACGUUUUGGAGCCAAGUGGGAACUUCGGUUCCCGUUUACAGGGUGGCCAGGAUGCAGCAAGCGCUCGUUACAUUUACACGAGACUCUCGCCAUUCGCUCGCCGCGUCUUCAACCAGGCUGAUGAGCCUCUACUUAAAUACAACAUCGAUGACGGCAAAGAGAUUGAGCCGGAAACGUACUGUCCGAUUGUUCCUAUGAUUCUCAUCAACGGCGCAGACGGCAUUGGAACUGGUUGGAGCACAUCCAUCCCCAACUAUUCGCCCAUCGAUGUCAUCGACAAUCUUAUUCGACGCAUGGACGAAGGCAAGGAUUCCAUGGUCUUCAUGAAGCCGUGGUUCCGUGGUUGGUCUGGCGAAACAGAGCAGCUGAGCGACGAACGUUUCAAGUUUGCAGGAAAGAUUCAAAAGACCGGUGACGAGGAGGUUGAGAUCACAGAGCUCCCGGUACGCUACUGGACUCAGGACUUCAAGGACAAGCUGGAGGAGGUCUUGAAGGCGGAGAAGGUGCCGUCCUUUAUCAAGGACUACACCGAAUACAACACACCUGAAACGAUCCACUUCAUCGUCAAGAUGGAGGCGAAGAAGCUCCAAGAGAACGAGAACAAGCUCGAAGAUCUCUUCAAGCUGGCGAAGACCCAGGCAACCACCAACCUUGUCGCCUUCGACCCGCAAGGCCGCAUUCGGAAGUAUCAUACGCCGCUGGAGAUCAUGGAAGAAUUCUACCAACACCGCCUCAAUAUGUAUAUUGACCGCAAGAAGUACAUGCUCAACGAGAUGCAGCGAGAGCUGGACAAGUUGACCAACCAGGCGCGAUUUGUGCAAAUGAUCAUCGACGGCAAGCUUGUUGUCAGCAAGAAGAAGAAGACUGUCCUCGUCGCCGAGCUACAAAAGCUUGGAUUCAAGCGCUUCCCGAAGAUUGUCGAUGCAAAGAAGGAGGGAGAAUUUGAGCCCGUUGUCGAGCAAGACAAUGACGAAUCCGACGCGGCUGAGGCCGAAGCUGGUGCGAGCGACUUUGACUACCUGCUUGGAAUGGCCAUCUGGUCUCUUACUCAAGAGCGUGUCGAGAAGCUUCAGCGUCAAAUCGGAGACAAGGAAGACGAGAUUACGGUCCUGAGCAGCAAGAGCGUGCAGAUGCUUUGGAAAGAAGACCUGGAAGCCUUGCGAGAGGAAUGGAUCACCCAACUCGAGGAAGAAGCAGCGCGUGAGAAGAAGGUCAAGUCGAAGGGCCGUCGCGCUUCGGCCAAGCUUGGCAUAGGAGGCAAGCCUGGUAAGAAGCGGAAGGCCAAUGAUAGCGACUCAGGCGAAGAAUUCGCACCGAAGAAGCCGAAGACAACCAAGUCCAAGGCGCUCACAGGUCUUCUGGCCAUGAGCAACGGCGUAAAGGCUGCUCCUACCGUCAAUGGUGUCGAACAGAAGCCCGUUGCGAGACCGCCUGCGGAGCGACAGGGCACAUUGGAUGCUGCUUUCAGCGCCCCCACCUCGGAGAUGGAGAUUGACAGCAAGCCCUCUGCUGCGGCGACAGAGAAGGCAGCUCCGACCAAGAAGCCUGGUCGUCCGAAGAAACCCGAUGCUGGUGAGCAGGUGGCUCAAGUAGCACCCAAGCCACGCGGACGCGCAAAGAAGACUGUCGAUUCCGAGGACUCUGACGAGGAUGUGUUUGCCGCUGUAGCCAAGGAAGCUGCUUCCAAGCCAGCCACAGCUCCAUUACGAACAGGACGUGCAGUAGCCUCAAAGCCGAAGAAGUAUACUCUCGACUCAGACGAGGAAAUGUCCUCAGACGACGGCGGUAAUGACAUGCUUGACGAUGUCUCCACGAUGGUCAAGGGUAUUGGCAACAACAAGAAUGAUGGCCCCACCCGGUUGUUCCAUCCUUCAAAUGGCUCCCGUCCAUCUAGCAGCUACGGCUUGAAGCAGAAGACCAGCAGAAAGAAUCUUGCAGAUUCAGAUGUGUCCGCCGACGAGAGCAAUUGGGCGGCUUUGGCACAAAACUCGCCUCAGAAGGCAACUCAUCGUACUAUGAUUUCUGACGACGAGGACGACACCAUGGACAUCGACGCACCAAAGCCGGCUCCCAAGCCCGCUGCGAAGCCAGCAGCUAAGCCUGCCUCCAAGGCGAAAGACUCGGCCGCACUCAAGCCCAAGAAGGCCCCUGCUGCUCCUGCCGCCGCUCCAGUUCCAAAGCCGCUCUCUCCGGCGGCAAAGGCGUACGCAGCGAAAAAGGCCAGCGCUGCGCAGGCAAAGCCCGGAGCCUCCAAGCUUGGGAAGAAGCCGGCUAAGUUGAGCGAGUCUGAAGAGGAGGAGGAGGAGGAGGAUGAUGCUGAUCAACUUGCCAACGAGAUAUUGAGUGACGAGGACGACGACAGCCCAGUCAAGCCUACUGCUCGGCCAUCCCGUCGCGCUGCUGCGUCGGCACCCAAGUCCAAGUAUGUGGUUGACGACGAUGACCACGAGGAGGAUGAAGAGGACGAGACGGCGGAUUUUGACGAUGACGAGAGCGAUUGA